AGUUGCUGAAAUCAUAUCAAAUCCCUUUUUUGCGAGUAGAUCGCAUCAUGGCGCCAUAUUUAAAAAUGUUUUCACAAUUUAUAGAGCAAAAAUCCUGGCACGAAUGUAUCCUGAUCUUCCAGAAUGCCAGAGAUACCGAAGAGGCUAUAAUACAAAUCAUCGAAGGUUAUCAUUUUCGCGCUUUGGUGCUAAAUGCAUACGAUCAGCGCGAUUUCGUGAAACGAAUGCGGCAAUUGCGACCAACACCCUCCUGCUAUGCAAUCUUUGCGAGUGGAACGGCGAUGAGCAGCAUUUUUGAAAAGAUAUAUGAGGGCAAACUCUUCGAACGACCUCGCGAGUGGCAUUUCGUGUAUUUGGAUCCGCGUGAUCGUGUCUUCAAAUUUAGGAAGUCAGUGAAUUAUGCGACCAAAUUUACAAUCAAUCCGAAGACUUUAUGCCGCGCACUGCGCAUGAGAGAUGCUUACUGCCUUAACGGAUUUACCUUCCAACGCGCAAUGAUUUUGGAAAUACUACGCAGCUUAAUUGAAAUUAAACAAAUAAAUAUUAAUUGGUUACAAUCUUUCGUAAUGCAAUGUAACAACACGAGCCCCAACGAAGAUACACAUACGGGAUUUAACAUAUUGGAUCAAUUCCUUUUGAAUGAAUUUUUACAUUUGACCACCGAUGCCACCUUUCCGGAAGAGGACCUCGAUCUCGUGCCACGCCUUACUUACUCACCAACAAUAAAUAUAAGUCUUUACUCGCGCGAGCACGAAGCGGCAACCGAUUUAGCCAUUUGGGAAAAUGGUGAUUUACGCAAAAUUAAUAAGACGCUUAGUCCACCGAGACGUUUCUUUCGCAUUGGCACGGUGGAGGCCAUACCCUGGAACUAUUUGAAGCGCGAUCCAGUUACCGAUGAACUAGUACUCGACGCUUAUGGUAAUCCGAUUUGGGAGGGUUUCUGCAUUGAUUUUAUUAAAACCUUGUCGAAGCGUCUAAACUUCGGUUACAUACUCGUACCACCUACUUCGGGUGAAUUUGGACGGCGCAAUGCCGAAACCGAACAAUGGGAUGGCAUUAUCGGCGAUUUGGCUAUUGGUGAGACGGAUUUUGCCGUCGCUGCAUUAAAAAUGUACUCGGAACGUGAAGAAGUUAUUGAUUAUAUAGCUCCGUACUUUGAGCAAACAGGCAUUUCUAUAGUUAUGCGAAAGCCGGUGCGACAGACAUCGCUAUUCAAAUUCAUGACCGUUCUACGGGUGGAAGUGUGGUUCAGCAUAAUUGCAGCGCUGGUGGGAAGUGCCAUACUGAUUUGGCUGCUAGAUAAGUAUUCACCAUAUAGUUAUAGAAAUAAUCGUGAGGCAUAUCCAUACCCUUGCAGGGAAUUCACACUUCGUGAGAGUUUCUGGUUUGCUCUGACUUCAUUCACGCCGCAAGGCGGUGGUGAACCUCCUAAAGCGGUAUCUGGUCGCAUAAUGGUUGCAGGUUAUUGGCUAUUUGUGGUUUUGAUGCUGGCCACUUUCACGGCGAACUUAGCUGCCUUUCUUACCGUGGAACGCAUGCAGACACCUGUGCAGUCUUUACAGCAGUUGGCGCGUCAAUCUCGCAUAAACUACACUGUUGUGGAAGGAUCAAGUACACAUCAAUACUUUAUAAAUAUGAAAUUUGCUGAAGACACGCUAUAUCGCAUGUGGAAGGAAUUGACGAUGAAUGUAACUGAGGAUUAUCAGAAAUACAGAGUUUGGGAUUAUCCCAUCAGAGAGCAGUACGGCACCAUAUUACUCGCUAUAAAUAGUUCCGAACCCGAAGAUGCCAAGGAGGGAUUUCGCAAGGUCAACGAACACGAGAACGCCGACUUCGCAUUCAUACACGACUCCUCCGAAAUAAAAUAUGAGUUGACCCGUAACUGCAAUCUGACCGAAGUUGGCGAAGUAUUCGCUGAACAACCCUAUGCCAUUGCGAUUCAACAAGGAUCUCAUUUUGCGGAUAAAUUGAGCUAUGCGCUACUGGAACUUCAAAAGGAUCGCUACUUCGAAGAACUCAAAGCCAAAUAUUGGAAUAUGUCACGCAUUAAAGCCUGUUCCGUAAACAAAGAGGAAGAAGGCAUCUCACUUGAAAGUUUGGGUGGUGUAUUUAUAGCCACACUAUUCGGUUUAGGCUUAGCUAUGGUCGCUUUGGUGCUGGAGAUUAUCUACUUCCAACGAAAGUACCGCUCACUAAGUCGUUUCAACGAAAUCACAAAAGUAAAGCCAGCUACAUCAGCAACGUCACUCAAGCAGUUAGUACCGAAAAAGAAAUCAAAGAAACGUAUUGCUGUUUGGCAUACGUCCACGCGUGAUAACUCACCUGAACAUGCAACGCCUCCACCAGCUUUCGAUUCUAUAAAGUUUAGAGGUAAAAAGAUACCACCUAGCAUCACACUGGGCGGCGAGGAAUUUAAACCGCGGAGAGGCGACUUGCGGCGUCUAAGUGACAGCUUGGAUAGUGCGGAGCAUGAAAAAGGAGCAAUCUCACAGAAACGUAACGAUGAAUUGCCGCCGUACACAGAGUGAAGCGGGUCAGUGAAAUAUUUAAUAGGAAAUAAUAAUGGCCUUAGGUCACGAAAUGUAUGUAGUU
This is a messenger RNA of Rhagoletis zephyria (snowberry fruit fly), 2592 nucleotides long. Its product is annotated as ionotropic receptor 25a-like. Gene Ontology annotation, biological process: monoatomic ion transport. Gene Ontology annotation, molecular function: signaling receptor activity; ligand-gated monoatomic ion channel activity. The record is from RefSeq and is a predicted model, not a curated record. NCBI's taxonomy places the organism in Eukaryota, Metazoa, Arthropoda, Insecta, Diptera, Tephritidae. Gene Ontology annotation, cellular component: membrane.